GUUUACUUGUAUUUAGUGGUUAAAGGAGGAAGUAUAUCACUCCACCUGAAAUAAAGUUUAUAAAUAAUGUGGUAUCGAGUAUUAUUUAAUGCUGAUUAAUUUUAAAAUAAAUUCUAGAUACCGUUAUUUUUUAUAACAAGUUAAAAUAAAUUUUAAAAAAAUGGGUCCGCCAAAAAGAAUUAAAAAAGAUGAACGCACAAAAUCAAAGAAACGUAAAGAAGAAGAGGAUUACAAUGAUGAUGACUAUGGAGAUAAUAUAGACACUGAUGGUAUACCGGAUGCUGCAAAAAAUGAUGUCGAGAAAUUAGAAGGAAAUGUGGAAGAGGAUGAUUAUGGAGCAAAAAAUUACACGAAACUGAUGCCCCUGAAACCUGACAAUGAGUCGAGACCUAUAUGGGUUGCACCUAAUGGCCACAUUUUCCUCGAGUCAUUUUCUCCUGUUUACAAACAUGCUCAUGAUCUUUUAAUUGCCAUAUCUGAACCUGUAUGCAGGCCAGAACACAUUCAUGAGUAUAAGCUGACAGCAUAUUCAUUAUAUGCAGCUGUCAGCGUUGGUUUACAAACAAACGAUAUCAUUGAAUACCUAAAUAGACUGAGUAAAACUGAAAUCCCUGCAGGAAUAGUAGAAUUUAUUAAAUUAUGUACAUUGUCCUAUGGUAAAGUAAAACUUGUCUUGAAACACAACAAAUACUUUAUAGAAUCUUCAUCCCCAGAAGUAAUACAAAGAUUAUUAAAAGAUCCAGUAAUUCAAGAAUGCAGAUUAAGAAAAAAUAUUGAAGAGACUGAAAAAGAUGGAUUAAUAGUAAGUGUUCAAAGUAAACAAAAAGCAUUGCAAUUCGGUGCGAAACCAUUGCCAAAUGCUCAGCCAACAACGUCAAUAGAAAAAACAGAAAAUCCAGAACAAGUAACAAGCGAAACUGCAGCUAUUCCAGAAGACAUAACGAAUUUUUUUGAUAAAAUGGACAAAGAAGAUGAAGAUGAAGAGGAAGAACAAGAAUUAAAAAUUGUCAGCUUUGAAGUAAAUCAAGAGAAAAUAGAAGUCAUUCAGAAACGAUGUAUUGAAUUGGAAUAUCCUUUACUAGCGGAAUAUGAUUUCAGAAAUGAUACGGUUAAUGCAAAUAUUAACAUUGACCUCAAACCAUCAGCAGUAUUGAGACCUUAUCAAGAAAAAAGCUUACGAAAAAUGUUUGGAAACGGUAGAGCUCGUUCUGGAGUAAUUGUAUUACCUUGUGGAGCUGGAAAAAGUUUAGUCGGGGUAACAGCGUGUUGUACAGUCCGAAAAAGAGCUCUAGUUCUUUGCAACUCUGGAGUCUCUGUAGAACAAUGGAAGCAACAAUUUAAAAUGUGGUCGACAGCAGAUGAUUCCAUGAUUUGUCGUUUUACUAGUGAAGCUAAAGACAAACCUAUGGGAUGUGGAAUUCUUAUAACGACAUAUUCGAUGAUAACUCAUACACAAAAACGAUCUUGGGAAGCAGAACAGACUAUGAAAUGGCUUCAAGAGCAAGAAUGGGGUAUAAUGGUUUUGGAUGAAGUCCAUACAAUUCCUGCAAAAAUGUUCAGAAGAGUUUUAACCAUUGUUCAAUCACAUUGUAAACUUGGAUUGACUGCAACUUUACUCAGAGAAGACGACAAAAUUGCUGACCUCAACUUUCUAAUCGGCCCCAAGUUGUAUGAGGCUAACUGGCUAGAGCUACAGAAGAAAGGAUUUAUCGCAAGAGUUCAGUGUGCUGAGGUAUGGUGUCCAAUGGUAUCAGAAUUCUACAGAGAAUAUCUAACCUGCAAAAUGAAUAGAAAACUGUUACUUUAUGUGAUGAACCCAAAUAAAUUCCGAGCUUGUCAAUUUUUGAUAAGGUACCACGAGAGAAGAGGAGAUAAAACGAUUGUUUUCUCUGAUAAUGUGUUUGCUUUAAAGCACUAUGCUAUAAAAAUGAAUAAACCUUAUAUUUAUGGGCCAACAAGUCAAAGUGAAAGAAUUCAAAUUCUUCAAAAUUUUAAAUACAACACCAAAGUGAAUACUAUUUUCGUCAGUAAAGUCGCUGAUACUUCUUUUGAUUUGCCAGAAGCCAAUGUUCUGAUACAAAUCUCUUCACAUGGUGGAUCUAGAAGACAAGAAGCUCAGCGUUUAGGAAGAAUUUUGAGAGCAAAAAAAGGUGCUAUCGCUGAAGAAUACAAUGCUUUCUUUUACACUUUAGUAUCCCAAGAUACGAUGGAAAUGAAUUACUCAAGAAAACGUCAACGGUUUUUAGUAAAUCAAGGAUAUGCUUAUAAAGUGAUUACUAAAUUAGCUGGGAUGGAUGAAGAACCUGAUUUAUUGUACAAAACCAAAGAAGAACAAGCUCAACUUUUACAACAAGUUGUAUUAGCAAAUGACACAGAUGCUGACGAAGAGAGGAUUCCUGGAGAAGGUCCUCGACCGGCUUUUCGGAAGGCUGGAAACUUGUCUUCAAUGUCUGGAGCAGAUGAUGCAGUGUAUUAUGAAUAUAAAAAACCAGCUUCAUCAUCAACAGCAAAUAAACAUCCACUAUUUAAGAAAUUCAGACCAUGAAAAUUAAUAUUCCUUCGAUUAUCUUUAUUAUUACUUAAACUUUACAAUUAGAGUAAGUCGUAAAUUAUGAA
Messenger RNA from Chelonus insularis, 2616 nucleotides. It is a transcript of the gene hay, whose product is annotated as ATP-dependent DNA helicase hay. Gene Ontology annotation, cellular component: nucleotide-excision repair factor 3 complex; transcription preinitiation complex; transcription factor TFIIH holo complex. The record is from RefSeq and is a predicted model, not a curated record. The transcript is spliced from 6 exons. The coding region runs from base 161 to 2545 and encodes 794 amino acids. NCBI's taxonomy places the organism in Eukaryota, Metazoa, Arthropoda, Insecta, Hymenoptera, Braconidae. Gene Ontology annotation, biological process: nucleotide-excision repair; transcription initiation at RNA polymerase II promoter. Gene Ontology annotation, molecular function: DNA binding; 3'-5' DNA helicase activity; ATP binding.